GUUGUGGCCAUGGCGGCCGCAGGCUCCAGUGUGGUGAGGCGAGUGGAGGAGCUCGGGGACCUCGCUCAGGCCCACAUACAGCAGCUCAGCGAGGCCGCUGGCGAGGACGAUCACUUUUUAAUUCGGGCAUCUGCAGCUCUAGAGAAAUUGAAACUCUUAUGUGGAGAAGACAAAAAAUGUGCAAAUCCAUCAAAUCUACUAGAACUUUACACACAGGCUAUUUUGGACAUGACAUAUUUUGAAGAGAACAAACUAGUAGAUGAAGAUUUCCCUGAAGACUCUUCACAGAAAGUAAAAGAGCUGAUCACUUUUCUUUCAGAACCAGAAAUUUUAGUCAAGGAAAAUAACAUGUAUCCCAAACACUGUGAUUUGCUUGGGGACGAACUCUUGGAAUGUCUCUCUUGGCGACGAGGAGCCCUACUUUAUAUGUAUUGUCAUUCUCUGACCAAGAGGAGAGAGUGGCUCACGAGAAAAUCCAGUUUGCUGAAAGAGUACCUUGUUGAUGGAAUCAGUUACUUGCUACAGAUGCUAAAUUAUCGGUGUCCUACCCAAUUAGAUGAAGGCGUUUCUUUCCAAGACGUAGACACAGCUAAGUUACUGAGUGAAGGAAUAUUUAGUGAUAUUCAUUUGCUGGCUAUGAUGUACAGUGGAGAAAUGUGUUACUGGGGAUUGAAGCAUUGUGCAGAUCCACAGCCAGGAAACCAGGAAGUGGAGACUGGUGUUUCUGGAGCAAGCUGCACUACACACAAAGAACCCUUGGAUUUCCGAGAAGUGGGAGAAAAAAUUUUGAAGAAGUAUGUAUCUGUGUGCGAAGGACCCCUGAAAGAACAAGAAUGGAAUACAACAAAUGCAAAGCAAAUUUUAAACUUCUUCCAGCAUCGCUCCAACUAGUAAGUUUAUCUAGUCCUUUUCAAACAGAAAAACAAAAAAAAACAUGAAAUGGAAAUGUUCCAGAAAAGAAGACAUAUUGAUACUGAAUUUGAGAAUGUCACACUACAUAAAGGUGUCCGGUGUGGUUACCCUUUUUUUAAAUGCCAUUACCGUAUUUCACUAUAUAUUC
This is a messenger RNA of Molossus molossus (Pallas's mastiff bat), 1060 nucleotides long. It is a transcript of the gene RIMOC1, whose product is annotated as chromosome unknown C5orf51 homolog. Lineage: Eukaryota; Metazoa; Chordata; Mammalia; Chiroptera; Molossidae. Bases 10 to 891 code for a protein of 293 amino acids. The record is from RefSeq and is a predicted model, not a curated record. Gene Ontology annotation, biological process: mitophagy. The transcript has 6 exons.